This is a messenger RNA of Leptosomus discolor (cuckoo roller), 1898 nucleotides long. The record is from RefSeq and is a predicted model, not a curated record. NCBI's taxonomy places the organism in Eukaryota, Metazoa, Chordata, Aves, Leptosomiformes, Leptosomidae.
CUUCCUCUGCAGAACUAGUUAGUCAGAACAUAGACUUUUACUUGUACAGGAUCUACGUCACCGUGAGAGACAGCCAAGGCCGACGCUGCCUUAAACCACACAUAAUCCCAGUGCAAGCUUGUCAGUGCGACAGUCGUAACUACUGCACCAGCGGGGCCACGAGAAUCAUUAUCAUCGGUGGCGGCGGCAGCGGUGGCAGCGGCGGCAGCGCUGGUGGUGCUGGGGGUGGUGUUGGUGGGGGUGGUGUUGAAGGCGGAGGAGGCCAGGAAGGCGCAGGAGGAACAGGUCAAGAAGGUGGUGGUAACGGUGAGUUUAGACCUGGAGAGACUAUGGACCACACAGACUGGACGGGUUACACCGAUGCGUACAGUGACGGUAACGAAGGAUAUUCUGCAGCCACUGAUGAUAUUUAUGGAAGCGGAAAUUACGGCAGAAGAUUGCCAUCUACUACCACACUUAGCGGUACUGCCAUUGGCCUGAUGUUUCUUGGCGGAUUAAUAUUUGUUUUGAUUCCAAUUUUGAUGUCAAUGAGCGACUGUUGUGGCUGUGGACCUGGCGCUGCAGCUGGAGUUGGAACUGGAUUUGAACCUGUACCUGAAUGCACCGAAGGGGCAAUUCAUCCAUGGGGAAUAGAAGGUGCACAGCCUGAAGACAGGGAUGUCUCGCACAUUCUUGCCCCAACAACAGCUGCGGGAGGUGAUUUCGGUGAACCCUCUGACAUAUAUACAAACACAUACGGAGGAGCAGGAGGAGUAGCUUCUGGUGUUGAAGAAACUACAGGGGUUGGCUAUGGCACUGGUACUGGUUAUGGAACAGCUGGAGGAAUUUCUGGAACGGGGGAAGCAAAAGGAUCAAUUGGAGGAACAAUAAAAGAGUAUCGAGAAGGAGGGGUGAACAUGGCCUUCCUAGACAACUACUUCUCUGAGAAAGCAUUUGUGUACGCGGAUGAAGAUGAAGGUCGGCCAGCAAACGACUGCCUAUUAAUAUACGAUCAUGAAGGAGUCGGCACUCCUGUUGGCUCUGUGGGUUGCUGCAGCUUUAUUGGGGAAGAUACAGAUGAAACGUAUUUGGAUACAUUAGGACCAAAGUUUAAGACCCUGGCAGAGAUCUGUCUGGGCAAAGAGAUCGAACCUUUCCCUGACGUCAACUUGCCCUGGCCAUCCGUUAACGCCACCUUUCCCAACCCUGAAAGUGAUCUAAACCUCCCACCACCCGGAACCACCAUCGUUGUCAAUGGAUCUGCACCGAUGCCUCCCCCCGUUGGCACUACAACGAUUGUUACCGAAAACACCUACACAUCCGGGUCAACCAUACAGCCCCCGAGGCCAAUGCCGGAUCCUUUGCUCCACGGCAACAUGACGGUGACUGAGACCUACACCUCCGGAUCCCCCUCUCUUUGCGUUGACCCUCUGCGUGCGUCCAACGUUGUUGUCACAGAAAGGGUUGUCGGUCCUGCAUCUGCCUCUGAUUUGCGUGGCAUGCUAGAUAUCCCCGAUCUCACAGAUGGGUCCAACGUGAUCGUCACAGAAAGAGUAAUCGCACCUAACUCCCGGCUCCCGACCUCCCUGAGCAUUCCUGAUUUGGUAGACGGGUCGAAUGUGGUGGUGACAGAAAGGGUGUUCAGGCCUGCCUCCGGCAUGCCAGGCAGCUUAAUAAAUAUUCCCUCGGAGUUAUCGAAUGCCCACAACGUGGUGGUCACUGAGAGGGUAGUGUCAGGGUCUGGGAUGAGCAGCCUGGGAGGGACAAGCCUAGCGGGGGCAAACCUGGGGGGCCUGAGCAGCGCGGGUCAGAUGCUCAGCGCCGACUGUCACCUUGGCCAGGCAAUGGGCACGGCGUCCCCCGGCACCUCCCGGAGAAGAGUGACAAAGUACAGCACUGUGCAGUACUCCAGUCAGUAA